AAUGGUCAGCACUCAGCAUUGCUCCAGCACACGAUUGAUGUACGUUAUCUUUUACGAAGAAGCUACACUACAGAUAAGAUUUCUGUCGUAUUCACGGUUUUAAUACGAUCCUAUUUCGUCGCCUGAUUUGGCAAUAAUCCGUUUGAACGUUAAAUUGCGUUAAAUCUCGAACCUACAGACUCUUCGGAGACGUAUUGUUAUUAUGGCAGCUCAGGUACAUGAAUUCAACGUCGAAAUGACAUGCGAAGGAUGCUCGACGGCUGUGCAGAACGUGCUCAGGAAAAAAGCAGGUAUCGAUGACAUCAAGAUAGAUUUACCAGAGAAGAAGGUAUCUGUGACCACUGCGCUUGAUUCAAACGAGAUUUUAGAAACGCUCAAGAAAACAGGAAAAACUUGUCAGUUUUUAAGAACUCAUUAAGGGACAUGAAUGAUCUAUGUGAUGUGAUUGUAACAGGUGCUGUUAAAUAUAUCAGGCAUACAUUAUGAUGUGU
Cyphomyrmex costatus is the source of this 491-nucleotide messenger RNA. RefSeq names its product Antioxidant 1 copper chaperone (gene Atox1). The record is from RefSeq and is a predicted model, not a curated record. The transcript is spliced from 3 exons. Bases 203 to 418 code for a protein of 71 amino acids. Gene Ontology annotation, biological process: copper ion transport. Gene Ontology annotation, cellular component: cytosol. Gene Ontology annotation, molecular function: metal ion binding; copper chaperone activity. Lineage: Eukaryota; Metazoa; Arthropoda; Insecta; Hymenoptera; Formicidae.